Messenger RNA from Fraxinus pennsylvanica, 1005 nucleotides. The record is from the annotation of a GenBank genome assembly. NCBI's taxonomy places the organism in Eukaryota, Viridiplantae, Streptophyta, Magnoliopsida, Lamiales, Oleaceae.
AUGCAUAGCAUUAGUUUUCUGAAAUUCAUGAAUCUGGCUGUUCUUAUAAUUUCUUCAGUAUUGUCCGAGAGGGCAUUGGAGGCGAAAAAAUUGCACGAUUCUAUCUCAAUUUCUACAAGACAAAUGGACAUUACAACUCCACUAACAACAGUUCCAACAGCCAAUCCCUUUACUCCCACCACCACCAGUCCAGUGCUAAAUCCAACAGUUUCUGGUCCCGACUCGCCUAGCGUAAUGAAUCCAGCUAAUCCCGUAAUGACGCCAGCCGCCACUACAACCACCCCGUCAGGUGGCAGUUGGUGUGUUGCUAGCCAAUCUGUGUCACAAACAGCAUUACAAGUUGCACUAGACUAUGCUUGUGGCUAUGGUGGCGCUGAUUGUUCGGCAAUUCAGCCCGGUGGCAGCUGCUAUAAUCCAAUCACAAUACGUGAUCAUGCCUCGUACGCUUUUAAUAGCUACUAUCAGAAGAAUCCAAUCCCCACUAGCUGCAAUUUUGGUGGUACUGCUGUAACCACCAGCACUGACCCAAGUUAUGAUACAUGUCAAUUUCCAUCAAUUAGCACGAGUUCAUCGGUAUUGAAUACGACCAAUUCAAGUGGAUCACGAGUUUUUGGCGCUGGACCAAUCAUCCCGGCUAGCUCAGCGCCCGCCAUUCCAAGAAGUUUACCUGAUUUUCACUAUAUCUUGGAAUCUUUUCUCCACGAUGGUGGUUUCCAGCAAGGAAGUAGGUUUGUACUUUACUUGAAUCCUUCCAUUAUGGAAGAGCAAAAUUUCGAACAUGCCAUUUUUUUUAGCAUUGCAUCAAGAUCAAGUGUUUUUAUCGCUGAGUUGAACCCGGCAAAGCCUGAGCCACCAGCAUCCACCACCAUGUGCUGGAAGCAUGAUGACAUUAGUGUGGUGGCGGAAUUGUUGAAUUACUCUGAACACAAUCGACCGGGAUUUAUUAGAAGAUUAAACCAAGCAAUGAAAUUGGUUCGCUCGAGGGAAGAAUGUAUUCUGAAAUAG